CUCUCUCUCCCUCCUUUCAUCUGUCCUUAUUCUCAGUCUCUCCCUCCAUCUGCAGGUGUGGAGGACAGCAGCCUGAGGCUUUAAAGAGGGACAAAGGCUCCGCUGAGAGGGGGAACACAACGCUGUGUGAGAGAGGAGAGGAGAGAAGGAAGAGGAGAGAAGGAAGAGGAGGAGAGAGGGAGGGAUAGCUACAGUGCAGUAAGAGCGUCUGGUAGAACUGGUUGUUGAAAGGAAGGAGCGAUGGAGUCUUUCGCAGGAGAUGGGGAGGGCAGCACUGAUGACUUUACAGGAGGUAAGAGGAAGUCCAAGCUGAAGACCCUGAAGAAACGUCUGUUUGGGAGGACCAAGAGAGAGACCAAACUCAGCCAGUCUACUAGUGAUGUCACUGACGCGGAGGGGCUGGGCUCAGCUGAGCAUCUGUGUUCAGGCGUGUUGGGAUCACGGGCGUUGUCACAUGACAGUAUUUUCUUGGCCGACCAGGAUCUGUCUAGUCCGGAGCAGGCCAGGGUUCUAUCCCAGGAGAUCGUCCAAGGCAGGAUCAAAGAACUCCAGAUGAAGCUCCAGCAGCAGAACAUGCGUCUAGACCCGUCCCCAAUGGUCCUGCCAAUCAAACGUCCUGAGGACCUGGGGGGCAGCUCAGAGGACGAUGGUCUGCCCCACAGCCCUCCCGAAAUCUCCAUGGGCGACAACAGACACCCCCGGGGGGCAUCUUACAAGUUCCCUGCCCCUCCCAGGCACCAUAGCUCUCUGAGUUUAGCAGGAACAGGAAGUGAGGAGGAAGAGCAGGCCUCCUCCCAACCCUUGUCCCGUCCCCUCUCUCCCAUGCCCAAACCUCCUCUUACCAGCUUCCUGCUCCCCACCCCAUCUGCCCCCCUCUCUGCCUUCUCCCCUGCCUCUCCUGCCUUGGACUUCAGCAUCCCAGCCCAGUUCACCCCCUCCCUGGAUAACUCUGCCGCCCGCCACCGUAUGUCCAUCAAGCCCAGGAACCAGAGGGCCAGCGCCAAGAACAAAAGGCUGACCAUGACUGAGUCGAGACCACGCUCAGAGAGUCUUAACAACUUUCACCGGCCCUUGACAGAGGAGGAAGACGACGGGCCUGCCAUUACUGGAGGGAAAACACGUUUACGUUCUCACUCUACCCAGAUCCUAAAGGCGGAGCAAGGGGGGUCGACCACCCCCACUGCACCCUCAGAGCUGACACCCCUUAAGUCUGGUCCCACAGAGGCUGAGGUGUGCCCAAAACCCUCUACCUCUACCCCAACCCUCCCCUGCAAGCCCUCUCCACAGGAGCAGCCCCAUCCUGGGGUUGCUCUGAGACCAGUGGAAACUGUACCAGGCAAACAGCCACAGUCCUCCUCUGUGACCACAGUCCAGGACCUGAGAUACACUCCACAACAGCAGACUCUGAAACAGUCCCUGGGAGACCCCAAGCCCUCAGCCCCGUCCCAAACCAAGAGGGAUGUCCUGAGCAAGAGUGGGGUGAAAGAUUCAACCCCCAGCACAGAGGGUAGCCCCAAAGAAAACCCAGUCCCGGCCACCCAGCCCGCAGCUAGCCUGGCCUCAGUGGUGGCUCUCAGAACAUCCUCUCUGAGGUGGAAGCCAGAGGCUGGGGCUGCUGGUCAGAGUACCACAGAGCCACCUGCUGGGCAGGAGGACCCAGGUCAGGCUGAGCCACUGUCCACUGGAGGAGCUCUGAGGCCAGUUUCCGGAUCCUUCCGCUUCUCCAUCAACUCUACCAGGGAGCGGGAGAGACCCAGGAAGGGAAGUGGUGGUUUCUUGGGAGUGGUGGAGCAGGGGAGAGAGGUGAAGUUGACCCCCUCAAACACCAGCCAGAGGGGGCAGGAGCAGCAGGGGGGCAGGCAAGAGGAGGCCAAGCCCAAAGAAGAGGAGUUGACUGCCAGCAAUAUGGGGGAGAAAGUCUCGGAAGGGGAGGAGAUGGAGGAGGAGAGCAGGGAGGGAGUGGAGGAGGCAGUGGAAGUGAAGGAGGAGGCACAGGAAGAGGAGGAAGAGGGGAAAUCAGCAUUUGGCGUGAAGCUUCGCUCCACCUAUCUCUCUCUGAGGGUCCGGGCGGAGGCAGCCACCAGCAAAUCAGAUCUCAAGAUUAAGCGCCAAAGUCAGGAGGUGGGUGCUCUCCCUCUAACCCCUUACACCCCUUCCUCAAAACCCACCGGGCUUGGGGGGCUACAGGACACUCCGUCAACCAACUCCAUGCCCAAAAAGCUCAAUACGAACACCUGGGAUGCCCCAACAACACUGUCUUCACCCAGGGGGAGAGCUGGCUCCCUCAGAGAAGCAGCAACCUCAGCCCAGCCUACCACCCCAGCUACCCCUAAGGAGGUCCAAACCACCCCUGUCCCAGCCAUGGAAGCCCACAUUACCUCCUCAGCCCCUCAGGACCCCCCGACUGGCCCCCAGGCGGUCCCCCAGGCUACCGUAUCCUGGAUGAGCAUGGCAUGGGGGAAGACCAGGGGCCUCCAGCAGCUCUUCACCAGCAGUCUGCCCAGAGAGUUCACUGGCAUGCAGUCCCCAACUCAACCGCAAUGUCAGACCACAACACAACCACAGACGUCGUCACUGGCUCAGAUCGUGACGCAAACUCAGAGACAGAAUGCAACACAACCACAGACACAGACAACAACGCCACCACAGGCUCAGACCGCAGCACAACCACAAUCACAGACCACAAUGCAACCCCUGACUGCUAAACUACUGCAGUCACAGAAUUCAGCACAACCACCACAGACAGCAGCACAAGCACCCACACAGACCACAAAACAACAGCAGACUGCCAAAACACCACAGACACAGAACGCAACACAACCACAGACAGUGACCCAACCAUCAACACAGAACACAAAACCAUCAACACACACGUCAAACCAAACCAACACUCAGGCAGCACAACCAACCACCGCCACUCAACCUCUAGCACAAUCUACCCUAUGUUCUGUGUCUCGGGUGACCGCACAGUCCAACCUACGAGCAACCCAGCACACCCUGCACUCCACUCCACAGCCCCAAGCCCAAGCCACACUACGGUCCGCCCCAAUGGGUGCCACUUCCACUCAGCCCCCAGCCCCGUCUUCCCUCUCUUCAAGCCCAAGCUCCACACCCAGCCAGCCCCCCUGGAGCGCACGAGGUCUCAACCCUACCCCUCAGCCCAAACCAGCCUUAGCCCCAACAACAACCCCAGCCCCAGUCCAAGCCCCAGCCCCAGCACUAGGGAGAGGUGAGAGGACCCCUGUUCUCCAAGGGAAGAGUGAGGAGGCGGCUGUGCCAACAGAGAAGAGGGUGGAGCGGGACAGGCCAGGGACUGUGGGAGGGAGGGCAGCCUUUCUGGAGAAACGGGCAGAGUGGACCCCUCCUGCUGGGAGCAAGGUGGAGCUCAGGAGAACGAGGACCCCACCUGAGUCUCAGCCCACAGCUGAAUCUGCUGCUCCUUCCAAAACGCCACCCACUCACAGAGACACUAAAGUUGCUCAACUUGAUGGGAGACCAGAGUCAAGCCCAACUAAAGUGGCAGGUAGGCUUGCAGACAGAGAGGACAAAUGGCAGAGAAUGAACAUGGCAACGUCGGCGUCUCCUUCAUCAUCACCUUCAUCAUCAUCCCCCCUGCAGACCAACUCUGACAGCGGGGGGCAGCCAUCUUGGAUGGAACUGGCCAAGAGGAAGUCAAUGGCCUGGAAUGACAAGACCAUGGACUGAUAGAUUAAGAAAGAAAGAGAAAAAGAGA
Molecule: messenger RNA, 3733 nt
Organism: Coregonus clupeaformis (lake whitefish)
Lineage: Eukaryota; Metazoa; Chordata; Actinopteri; Salmoniformes; Salmonidae
Product: flocculation protein FLO11
Exons: 12
Coding region: 241-3705 (1154 amino acids)
Source: RefSeq, a predicted model, not a curated record